Notothenia coriiceps (black rockcod) is the source of this 5187-nucleotide messenger RNA. It is a transcript of the gene armh4, whose product is annotated as armadillo like helical domain containing 4. The coding region runs from base 894 to 2660 and encodes 588 amino acids. The transcript has 8 exons. The record is from RefSeq and is a predicted model, not a curated record. NCBI's taxonomy places the organism in Eukaryota, Metazoa, Chordata, Actinopteri, Perciformes, Nototheniidae.
GUACGUCAUAAGCAGCAACAUAUACAAAAAAGGGAAAAAACGUUAGAAAUAGUAUUCAGACAAGUUCAGGGUGUAUUUGAUAUUAGCUUACAACAUUGUAAUAUUUGUAUGCAGGCCUAAUGCAGAAGCAAUCCUGUAAAUGUGGAUUGCAAAUAUAUUAUAAUAACAAUUAACAACAUUUAUACGUCUGAGAGUAUAUAUUCUUUUGUUAUUUAGCGUUUAUAGCAUAAUUAUUAGUUCACAAUAUUUCCAAUGCUAUGGCUAUGGUGCUCACGAAUAAAUGUGUUAAAUAUACUGGGUCAUUAUUGCAAAAAUAACGUUCAUUUUCAAAAUCUUCAAAUUCAGCAAGAUAUAUUAUAUUGGUUGUAUAUUGUUUAAAAUACACAGAAUAAGAAACUGACUGUUCUCUUCCUCUGGUCUCCACUGCUCUCUGUUUACAACGACCUUUGACUUUGACAGCACCAUAGCUCUUCAUAUAACCUUUUUUUGGAAGAAAACAUAAACUUCUGAUUAUCGAGGAAUUAGACGCAUUCAAUGCAAUUAGCUCGAUUAUCAUAAAACAGACGCCAAAGCUGCCACUUUGGGUGAAUCCUGCAGAUCUGAAGCAUUUGGUGGCAGCACUUCAGAAGCAGGAGAACAUAACGGAGAGAAGACUGAGACUUUCUGUCAGUGACGCCGAGCUGCUCAACAACAAGCCUCUCAAUCCACCCUCACUAUCCUGAAUCUGUGUCCGUGCGAACUGCAUUAUUUCCUGCAAACUGCAAGAGAAACUCCUCCAGGCACCGCGAACAUGAACUCUGGAAGCUGGGUGGCAAGGCGUUGAAGUGACAGUCAGACGCUGUUCACACCUAGCAUUUGCGUCCACUCUCAGCAGGCACUGAGACGAGACAGAGAUGCUGAUGUCUGGGACGCUCCCUCGCCUCCUCCUGGCGGGCACCUGUCUCUGUGUCUACGGGACCCCCGUCCACCUCCAGAGCUACACCAGCGACUGUGACGGAAAGUGUGGCAGCUCGGCAACAUUCGUUGUAUCAACGCACGCCACAGAUAAAGAGCGCACACAACAUGUGACUGGCCUGGUUUUAAAUGUAGAAGGAGGCGCUGGCCCACAUGCACGACCUGAGCGGAGAGCUUCGGUGACGCAGACUGAAAACGGGGACAGCCUCGAUGGAAGAUCUGGGCCGAGCGAGGCUGGAGGAGAGGCACGAAUCCAAAGGAGCAGGGUAAAGAAGGGGGACGGGAGCAGACAGUCGGCUUCAGGGCUGUCUGCUGAUCCACACGGUGGGAAGGUGCCUGUGUCCGAUCCCACAGGUGGGACGGAGCAGGUGGACUCAGCAGUGAGGUCAGCAAGGUCGACUCCAGAUGGAUUUUCAUCCUCCUUCACAACGCCAUCACAGCUGGGCAUCACAUCCAGGCAGGUCAGAGACCAAAGUGAGGAGGACUGGUCCAAAGUACCCGGUGAUUCUCUGGAGGACUCGGAAACAAGAUUGCCAUCCUCUACAGAACCUCCAAACUCUGGAUUAUGGAUCCAGAAACUGACCUCCCGCAGUCCCAUCCCUCCCUCUGUCUUUGCCUCCCCUCAAACCUACACACAUUUGUCAAUUUGGGGUCAUAAUGGAGCUACAAUGUCCUCCCUUCCAGACCCCUUGUUACCUGAACUGGGACCAAACCUGAUGCCCAGAGAGGAUGGACCUGAGAGCCUGUGGACUGAGGCGGCAAGGCCCGGGGAUGUGGACACUGUGGUCCCGCCCUCUGAGGACGAGGCCACUGAGGGCACCAUGUCUUCAGAGGCUCUCCCCCUCAUCUUCGAGCCUUUCGAAGAUGUGACAGCGGAGGGGGGGGCAGCAGAGGCCGUGGCAGCGGUCACCGCGGUGCCCGGCAGCGCUCAGCCUCCUGCUGCCAUGGCGACAGGAGGAAUGCAUCAGGUGGAUCUGGACCAGUUGGUCACCGUGGAGACAGACAGCGACGGUCCCUCACACGCCCUGCCACUGCUGAUGCCAGACUGGACGUCAUCGUGGCAGGCGUCCGGCGGGGAGCUGCUGGAGCCAAUCGGAUCAUUGGGACCGUCUGUCUCAGAGCGGAGGGGCGGAGCCGAGGAUCAAACUGAGAGAGGUGAUGUGAGGACAGCAAACCUUGAGGAGAACUUGCCCACCACCGACCCCUCCUUCUCAUCCCUCCAGCAUGCUAUGACAACGGUAUCCAUGGCAACCCAUCAUCCGGUGCACAAAUCCAGAUCAGGGUUAGAGGAGAUGGAGUCUGAGGAGGAGACAGAUGAAGAGGAUGAGGAUGAGAACUCUGAGGAAUCGAUCGAGGAUGACAGCAAGGAGGACCUAACAGAGACACCUAAAACCUUCUCAACGAGGCUUCCCUACAGCCUCAUCCCUCCACCUCCUCUCUGGGUCCAACGGAACCAGGGGCUGAUGCGGAGCUGGUUAGAGUUGAUCAGAGAAAAGGCAGGUUAUGUGUCCGGGAUGUUGGCCCCUGUGGGCAUAGGCAUCACUGGGGCCCUGUUAAUCGUCUGCGCCCUCUACAGCAUCAGGAUGAUUCACAGCUUCAAACACCAGAGGAGGAAGGUCAGGCAGCAAGAGCAACCUCGAGAGCCGGGGACCAGCCGUCAGGACCAGGCCAUGCUGCUGGCUGACAGCUCUGAAGAUGAGUUCUGAUGAGACCCUGCUGGGCUCUUUUUGUCGGUGACCAAUAGCUGAUGCUCCUGUAAUGGAGGCUCAGCAAACAACCCCAUCACUAUGACUACAGAAUCUCCCAUCACCCUGGGCUGUUUGGCUAUGACUCAUCUGAUCCACAGAGUGUGACUGAGUAGAGGACACAAUUUGCACAGGCUGCACAAAGUUCCGCUUUGUAUCCCACCACUUCUAAAAGAACCAAUGUGAGCACUUUUCUGAAUGUUGUCAGGUGAUGUUGACUCUAAUGGCUUGGCAAGGCAGGCGUGAUGUACUUCAACAUAAAAGAUUAUAUUGAUGGUUCUAAAAAAAUGUGUCAGCAGGGUAAUGGCAGGAUUAAAGUGUUGCUGAUAAAUCUUUGGAGUUGAGAGGCAAAGUGUGGACCAGCAGUAUGUCUUUCAAGCAGUAAAAAAGGGCUGUAGAAGAGAUGCAUCACAUCAACAAUGUAGGCCUACAUAUAUUUGCUGUAUAUGUAACUGACUUGUGGUCAGUUGUUUGAGUGUAAAUACAUUUUUAUUUCUUGCUAAAUGUGGAUAUUUAUAUUAUUCAACAGUUUGUUUAAUAUGCGUAUUUGUUUUUUUUGCCAAUAGUUAGAUGACAAGAAUGAUAGCACUCUUAAAUCUAACAGUUAGCUGGAGCUAGCCGGUUAGCCUAGCAUGAAGAAUGGAGGGAAACAGCUAGCUUUGCCCCUGUUCAACAAACUAAACCUUUUAAAACUAAUUUUGGUUUGUUUAACACUUAUCAGAAAAUAAGUGUUAAAUUGAUAAGUCGCUGUUUGACAGUGGAAACUUGUCAAACAUGUAUUCGGCUUAGAGCAGUGACUGCCUGGAGUCUAGUUACCUUACAACUGCUAGCUGCUAACCGGUAUCCAGAUUGUAUAACAUUUCAACAGAACCAGGCUUGCUGUUUCCAGCUUUCAUGCUAAAUUUACCAAUUCCUGGCUGAAACAUAGCCUCAUAUUUAACACAUUGGUAACUAAAUUCUCAUCAAACUAUAUAAAAAAAAAUGAAUAAGCAUGUUUCCCAAAAUGUUUGAGUAUUGCCUUAAACCAAAUUUCCCACACAUUUCAGAUACCUUUACAUAUAAUUAAUUGCUUCAUUUAAAUGUACAUUUUCUGGAUUUUUUUAAAUCUAUUGUUCAAAAGCAUUUGUGCACGCGUGCGCACACACACACCUAAUUUUAACAUCUAAUAAUCUGUAGUACACGAUACCAUUGUCCCUCAAAAAUGUGAAGCAUAAAAAAUUUUAUGUAGGCUACCUCCCCCCAUCAAUAUGAAUUAAUCGUUUUGCAAUUUGCAAAAAGUGUUUUUAAGUGCAUGACUAUUAAGUCUGUUCAUACCUAUGGUUCAUACACAGCCCUGUUACAGUGACUUUAAUUAUAAUGAAUGAAGGGUUUAUGUUGGCUGGCAAAGCACAAACAUUGAAGACAUUGGGGCAGAAGUUCAUAUUUUCACAAGUUAAUCAAAAGAUGAUUUUUCAGUACUUUUGUGUGGUUAUCUGCUUCAGAGAAGGGCAGACCAAGACAUUUAGGCAAACAUGUCUGCCCCAUGAAUUUUAGAUUUCUGUAAUCAACUAUAUAAGCAAAUACAGUUCUUGAGUUUGGAAGAAAAUAGGAAAUUGUUAAUAAAAAACCUUUCUACUAUAGUUCAGACAGUACGUAUUUCAAAACACUCAUCCGAGCAAUGUUUUUCCACAACAUUAAUACAUAGUGCUGUCUUUUGUUCAAAGGGAAAAUAUUUUCAGUGAUUUCAGUCCUCUGAUAUGCUUAAUGUACAACUGCCUGUUAAUAUGCAAUAAUACUGUUUUAGGGUAAGUGUGAUGUAAAAUAGUGGACACUUUUUUCUCUGUGUAAAUAAUUCAACAUGAUGUGAUCAAAUAAGCAAUUCUUUAAGAUGUCUUAUUUCAACUCUCUUAUGAUGUAGCUAAAGUGUGAACUAUGUUUUACAUGGAAACCACUUCAGACAGCAGACAUGACCCAGUUUACAGCAUUAAAAAAAUCAAAUAAUUUAUUUCUGUGUUCUUUUUCCACAUUAAAUAAAAGCUAUCGGACAUUUCCAGAUCAAAAUCAAGAGAGGGGACAGGGAAGAGGAACUGGGGGAACAGAAAUCUGACAUGCAAAAAAACCUUUUGUUCUCCCCUUUGCACACUCCGUAGAUGGCGUUGGAGGCGUAGCUGGCCGCCCCGAAAAGACUGCAGGAAGCCCCUGUGGUUGCUUGGUUGGUUGGUUGCAGGAACACAGCUUUUUGUGGUGAAGCAUGACAGCCAAGACACAUUUUCUUUAUCCGACCCGCAAACUGGUUACUGGGAAAUGUAUAAUUGUAACACUAGAAAUGUAGGAUAGGCAGAUGUCGCCCCAGGUGAGCACAGAUAAUUGGGCGUGUGAUUGUUAGAUUAAGCUACCUGAAAAGCACAGCGGACAUCCAGGAGGAGUAAAGAAAACUGCCUCUGACAUCUGUGAACACUGAACCGACAUUGUAAAGUCAAAAACUUUUUUUCAAAAUGUAUUUUCAUUA